AUGGAGGCUCUGCGGGCGGCGGGACGGGCUGUGCUCAGGAGCCCUAGUCUGGCUCGGCAUCGCCUGGGCGUGUCCCGCCUCCGCCGACACCGGCAACAACUCCCAGAGACCUGGACUGACAUGCGUGAGCCUCUCUUGGAGGGCAUGGGGUUUGCCCUCAAGUACCUGGGCAUGACACUGGUGGAGAAGCCUAAAGGGGAGGACAUGGCGACCGCAGCCAUCCACCGGAUCAUUUCCAUGGCUCGGGUGGGACCCAAGAAGUUCCAGAAGGUGAUUCUGACUGUCUCGCCCCGCGGCCUUUCCCUGCAGGAUGCCGAGACAAAGGAGACCAUUGAAAAUGUCUCCAUCUACAGGAUUUCCUAUUGCACCACGGACAAGCUGCAGAACAAGGUCUUUGCCUACGUGGCACAGAACCCGCAGAGCGGAGCGCUCGAGUGCCAUGCUUUUCUGUCGCCCAAGAAGAAGAUUGCCCAAGCUGUGACACUGACUGUGGCACAAGCCUUCCAGGUAGCCCUGGAUCUUUGGGAGGCCGCUCAGGCAGGUAGGAACCCCUCUGUCAUUUUUGGGCUGGGGUCGGGCAAGUGA
Molecule: messenger RNA, 585 nt
Organism: Gekko japonicus
Lineage: Eukaryota; Metazoa; Chordata; Lepidosauria; Squamata; Gekkonidae
Product: low density lipoprotein receptor adapter protein 1-like
Exons: 6
Coding region: 1-585 (194 amino acids)
Source: RefSeq, a predicted model, not a curated record